Messenger RNA from Parascedosporium putredinis, 537 nucleotides. NCBI's taxonomy places the organism in Eukaryota, Fungi, Ascomycota, Sordariomycetes, Microascales, Microascaceae. The record is from the annotation of a GenBank genome assembly.
AUGCAGCUCCCCAUUCUCGCCCUCGGCCUCGUCGCCGCUGUCUACGCCACUGAGGAGGCCGUAGCCGCCGACUUCCCCGUCAUCGACGGCGAGUACGGCUUCGCCCACCCCAAGCACUCGGUCCCCAUUGACGACUGCGACGAGGUCGACCACGACGACUGGCACUUCCGCCCCUGCAAGAAGGACCACGGCCACAAGCCCAAGCCCUUCCCUCCCCAGAAGUGGACCACCAGCACCGACACCAUCACCAAGACCAAGACCGUCAUCGAGUGCGAGGACGACGUCAAGGAGUGCCCCGAGCACCCCAAGACCAAGUACACCACCACCACCGUCGAGGUCACCACCACUGUCUGCCCCGUCCCCGACACCGACGCUCCCGAGCCUACCCCCACCGCCCCCGCUGAGGAGGAGGAUGACGAUGCCGAGGAGGGCGAGAAGCCCCCGCGCCUCCCGCUCCCCGUUGUCAUCUCUGGCGCCAACAAGGCUGCCGGCGGUUUCUUCGGUGCCGUCGUCGCUCUCGUCGCCGCCCUCAUCUAA